GGGGGGCCGGGCCGGCGGGCGGCCGCCGCGCCGCGCACCCAUGGACGGCCCGGCCAUCAUCACCCAGGUGACCAACCCCAAGGAGGACGAGGGCCGCGCGCGGGGCGCCGGCGAGAAAGCAUCCCAGUGCAACAUCAGCUUAAAGAAGCCGAGGAGCCGAGGCAUCCUUAGCUCCUUCUUCUGCUGCUUCCGGGACUACAAUGUGGAGGCCCCGCCCACCAGCAGCCCCAGUGUGCUUCCGCCCCUGGUGGAGGAGAACGGUGGGCUUCAGAAGGGUGACCAGAGGCAGGUCAUUCCCAUACCAAGUCCACCAGCUAAAUACCUCCUUCCAGAGGUGACGGUGCUUGACUAUGGAAAGAAAUGUGUGGUCAUUGAUUUAGAUGAAACAUUGGUGCACAGUUCAUUUAAGCCUAUUAGUAAUGCUGAUUUUAUUGUUCCGGUUGAAAUCGAUGGAACUAUACAUCAGGUGUACGUGCUGAAGCGGCCCCAUGUGGAUGAGUUCCUCCAGAGGAUGGGGCAGCUCUUUGAGUGUGUGCUCUUUACUGCCAGCCUAGCCAAGUAUGCAGACCCCGUGGCCGACCUGCUGGACCGCUGGGGCGUGUUCCGGGCCCGGCUCUUCAGAGAAUCCUGCGUCUUCCAUCGUGGGAACUACGUGAAAGACCUGAGUCGCCUGGGCCGGGAGCUGAGCAAAGUGAUCAUUGUGGACAAUUCUCCCGCCUCGUACAUCUUCCAUCCCGAGAAUGCAGUGCCCGUGCAGUCCUGGUUCGAUGACAUGACGGACACAGAGCUGCUGGACCUCAUCCCCUUCUUUGAGGGCUUGAGCCGGGAGGACGACGUGUACGGCGUGCUGCACAGACUCUGCACUGGAUAUACACGGAGCUGUUUGGGAAUUUUCUUUGCUGCUCCCGCGCUGCCACCGAAUGGAUUUGACCAGCGGCUGUUAACACUGUUCCUUGCCACCGUGCCUAUGCUCAGAAUCUGCUCCCUGCUAAGCUGCAGGCUUGGACAGGGUCAGAAACGUAGGUGUCCCCCCCCCCCCGCCCGCCCCCACUGCAGACUGCACCAACCGCAUCCCUUCCCGGGCACCGGCCGCGGGAGGUCGGGAGGGAACAAAGACACGGGGGCCAGCACACCACACAGGCGUGGUGUUCGUUCUGAAUGGCCCCCAACAUCAGCUACUGUGAUGAGCCGACCGUUCUCCCCUGAGAACGCGCGGCCUCAACUGGCCACCGCAUUGAUGUGGCCCAAGUCCACUCCUGGUCUUCUCUUUUGAAGCACAGACUAUUUUCUGAGCCGGGGUUGGGGAAACCUGUCCAGAUGUGGAACUCACCCCCCUGAGCCAGGAGAGGCGGGGUGCCCUCCCUGGGCUGGGGCUUCCUUUGCAGCCUUUCCCGGGGAGCUGUUUGAAGCAGUGCCAUGUUCCUUGUUUGACCAGACAGUCUAUAAAGUAUUGCUCUUAACAAAUAAUUUAAAAGAACCCUUUCGUGUCGGCACCAUUGCCUUAGUCCUCUGUGGGGUGGGCCUCCACCAGAGUUCCAGUGGGAGCGACCGGCACCAAGUCUGAAGAUGGGUGUCAAAGUGCAGUUUUGUUCUUGCUUUCGUUCACAAAAUAAUCACGUCCUCCCAACAGCACUUUGGGCUGUGGACUGCCGUGCAUUCAGAAGAGAAGUGUCCGGGGGUAGCCAGGCGCCCCAGCAUUCUGAGUGUGCAGAACCCAGUGAUCCCCAUGCCGGUCACGGUAAAAACCGCCCCAUGUCAGGCAUUACCACAGAGAACAGCAGUCAUGUGGCAGAUCUGCACAUGCCCUAAACCUUGAUUUGGAAAACUAGUCAUUAAUGACCCGCUGCCUUAAAUGUUCUUGAAUGUUGCAGUCAGGUGUCUGUCCUGCGUUGAAAUCCACACAGAAAUCAGUCCUGGGGACAGCCUUCGACCCUCCCUCCUGCCCUCUUGUCUGCCGGCAUCACACGGUCUUCUCCGGUACAGAGGGCAGAGAGGACUGAAAUUCUAGAGUAUUUCAGGGGAAUCGAACCUAGGAAGAGUGUCCCACUUCUGUGAAGACACUGGCAAGCUUGAGCCAGACACUGCACCUGCUAGUUCCUGAAACUGCGAGCGCCAUUGCACGGCUGUUGGGGAUGGAGCCCGGUUCCAGCCACCGCAGACACAGACUGACUCGGGGGGGGAGGGGGGCAGGAACCAGCAGCCCCCCCCGCCGAGCCUUCUGGACUCUGUGCACCUUAGUUGACCACACUCCAAAAUGCCAAAAUUUUUAUUUUAGCCCUGAUUCUGCUUUAUGUACAUAAUCAGAAUAUCUAUAUCUCUCUCUAUAUUUUUAAUCAUCUACAUGUAAAUGAAGCAAUAGAAUUCUAACAUUAAGGCCAAGAAAUGAGAUGAAUGUUUGGGGUUUAUGUUUUUUAAGGUAAAUACGGGUAUUGUUUUUAAUUAUUACCUUUUAUUAAAUUGUGGGCUUUAAAACCUAAUGAACCCCAUUAGCUAUUUCUCUGUGCCAUAUGCUCCCCAUGUUACCAAAAUAUCCCCCCCCACACACACACACACUCUUUAACCAAAAGAGAAACCCAGCCUCCUGAGUUUCUUGGUCCUUUGCGUACCAGGUUAAAAUAUAGUCUCCUGGGAAGUAUUUUUUAUAUUAAGAUCUGGGACAGGAGAUCUUGGGUCAUGGACUCGGGCCCCUAUGAUGUGACAACAUCUCUGGCCGGGCCUUGGGUGGCGGUGCCCGGGCCCAUCUGAGGUGUUCACUGCUCUGUCUUCCAUUGCUCUGGAAUUCUAUGUGUUGGUCUGUGGCUUCACCCAUUAGCUGUUUGUAAACAAUGUUAUCUGUAUCCUAAGGAGGAACACUACUUGUCACCCCCAUGGGUUGGUGGGGAAGCUCCUUUGACAUCGCAGUUUUGAUGAGGUGACUUUGGAGACGUGAAGAGGCCCUGAUGACACUGACUUGUCAUGGUUGCAGCAUUUGAACUUCUGGUUUAAAAAAAGAAAUCUGUAAAUUUAUAACCUGGCAACACUUUACAACCCUAUAUUUUAAAGACCUCUCUCUAAUAAAAUCUAGAACCACGCAGCCCUAUAUGGUCAAACACUCGUGACGUUUGUGCCUCUGCUUUUAAAGGUGCUGUGAUGGACAGUUGGCGAGCCAGGGUUCGCGGAGCGGGGGGAGGUGGCUUGAAGUGCUUGCAGUUACCUGAGCAAAAUCUUACUGGCUGCCUCUUCCUGUCUCACUGUAAAAUUGAUGGUGUCUGUUGCUGUCGGUUCUCCAGGGAGCUUCUCUGCAGACUAACACCCCCCUGUCCCCCACCCCCCGGUAGUGGAGAUUCUGGUGCCUGGGUAGUCGUGGAUUUCUGUUGGACGUUUGAAUGUGACAAACAAGCCAGCAUUACUUGGGAAAUACUACAUGUGGAAUGUGCACGUUUCCAGGGGCGAGCAUUGUCCCCCGGGAGGUUUGCAAUGAUUUCCUUCCUGCCAAAAAUAAACACGUGAAACUGC
Messenger RNA from Zalophus californianus (California sea lion), 3495 nucleotides. RefSeq names its product CTD small phosphatase like (gene CTDSPL). NCBI's taxonomy places the organism in Eukaryota, Metazoa, Chordata, Mammalia, Carnivora, Otariidae. The coding region runs from base 41 to 1273 and encodes 410 amino acids. Gene Ontology annotation, molecular function: RNA polymerase II CTD heptapeptide repeat phosphatase activity. The record is from RefSeq and is a predicted model, not a curated record. The transcript has 9 exons.